AUGAGUGCUUGCUGCCAGGGCCACUACCUGAUGCCAAGGCUUACUGAGAAUGAAGAUGCUUUAUUGGCUCCUCAGGAGAUGCUGGAAACUCCCGAACCCAAAGCAGUUCUGAUGCCUCAAACAUCUGCAGUCCUGAGACCCCAGAGUGGGACACUUCAGUACCCCAAGCAGACAAGCGCUGAAACCAAGGGAGGCUGGCCCCGUCCCCCCCUGAAUUACUGCCUCCUCAUCACCCUCGCCCUGUGCAACAGCACCAGUGGCAGUCUGACUGUGCAGCAGAUCUACCAGUUCACACGGCAGCACUUCCCAUUUUUUCAAACGGCCCCAGAGGGCUGGAAAAACACAAUCCGACACAAUCUGUGUCUCAGAAGCUGCUUUAAGAAAACUACUGGCUUUGUGUGUGGUGAAAGAAACCGCAAGUCCCGGCUAUGGAAACUGACUGCAGAAGGACGCAGAAGGUUUCAGAAGGAAGCACUGGCUCUGCCCAAGGAGGCUCUCGACUUGGUGCGCCAAAGCAUGAGCAAACCAGAUCUCAUGACAUCUCUCUUCAGCCUGUGA
Messenger RNA from Chaetura pelagica (chimney swift), 558 nucleotides. RefSeq names its product forkhead box R1 (gene FOXR1). The coding region runs from base 1 to 558 and encodes 185 amino acids. The record is from RefSeq and is a predicted model, not a curated record. The transcript has 4 exons. Gene Ontology annotation, cellular component: nucleus. NCBI's taxonomy places the organism in Eukaryota, Metazoa, Chordata, Aves, Apodiformes, Apodidae. Gene Ontology annotation, biological process: regulation of DNA-templated transcription. Gene Ontology annotation, molecular function: DNA-binding transcription factor activity; sequence-specific double-stranded DNA binding.